Messenger RNA from Pectinophora gossypiella (pink bollworm), 1668 nucleotides. RefSeq lists its product as uncharacterized. The record is from RefSeq and is a predicted model, not a curated record. The transcript has 10 exons. Lineage: Eukaryota; Metazoa; Arthropoda; Insecta; Lepidoptera; Gelechiidae. Gene Ontology annotation, molecular function: protein binding. Bases 1 to 1668 code for a protein of 555 amino acids.
AUGCCGAUUACCGAGGCUCCGUGCAUGGAGCUGGGCAGCGCUCCGCAGACGCCCAGCGCUGUCCCCUCACCGUCCCCGUCAGAGAUAUCCAGCGCCAGCUCGCCUGAACCCCAGAACAUCAGAGCUCCGCCUUUAUUUAGGGUCCUAGCUAUGCCUCCGCCGGACCCUGAGCAACCGCCGGGGCAAGAGGAGUUGGAGCGACGUCUACCUGGAUACAGACGUAUCGUCAUUCCCCGAGAGUUGACACUUAUUGAAUUGCUGAAACAGUCAAGCGGUGCCACAACAGACGAGGAGGUGCUUCGUAUUCGCGAGGCGAAGCUUCGUGUGGUCGCCGAGCGCGUUGGUCUGCGAAGACUUCAUGUCCUCGCCCCUCGUAUACGCUCUCUGACUUUAGAUGGCAGCGCACUUUCUUCGCUACGGGAUCUCGGAACCGAAUUGGUCCAUUUAAAGAUCCUGAGUGUAAAUCGCUGCGGUCUGACGAGUCUGGACGGUAUAUGGGGUCUAAGUGCUUUACGGGAACUCCACGCGGCCGGCAAUCGCUUACAAGAUCUUCAACCUUUGGCCGCUCUGCAGAAGUUGCACACCCUCAAUUUAGCAGAUAAUCCAAUAGCAGAUACAAGUCGUUUGUGGAUGUUGGGUGUUUGUGGAGCCCUGCGGCGGUUGACUUUGAAAGGGACCCAGGCAGCGGAUGACCCAGACUAUCGUCAGAACGUCGCGUCAGCUCUAUCAAUGUUAACAUACCUAGAUGACCGUUCUUUGCAGGACGAUAGCGAAGACGAAAUUGUAGAGCAAGACGCUCAGUCAUCAAGCUCAGAUUCGGAAGCCGAUGAUGACCCUUCCAUAUUGCUGGGUGAAAGGCCUUCAGCGAAUCCUGAACCAGCGCCUUCGACUUCAUGCGAGGCAUUUCUGCAAGAACAAGAGGAACCAGACGAUUAUUACGAAAAGCUGAAAGCUUUAGAAGCCAUGGAGGAGUCAGUUAACAAGUUGCCCAAGCUACACAGACGUAGACGACCAGCCACCACAGAAGGAGCUGGUGUUAGGCCACCCCGAGUAGAGCUGCCUAGAAGACCCAAGACUGCACAGGAACGGCCUAAUAUCGACGCUCCGACAAGACUUCAGAUAUUGAAUACUUUGAUGGACGAAGAAUGGCGAUGCAGUGGCAGCAAGUUGACGUCACACGGCGCCGUCUGCGGUAACCUCGCACAAGCACUUCGAAGACCUACGCCUACGUACAGAUGCUCUCGAGAUAAACAAGCCCACAAGGAGAUGAUCGAGACAGGAGUGGAGAUUGUGACACGGGCUUUGGCCGAAGAGAUUCCUCGGGCACCGCACCUCGAUGACUGGAAUCGGUUCAAAAAGUUGACUGGAAUCGACAUUGACAUAGACUUCACCCAACGGCCGAAAGCUGGCGAUCCGGUGUCAGCCAUAGAACGUUUGGAACGCAUCGAGAAGGAAACCAAGGAACGGCUGAGCAACCCCGACCAAUUUGUCGACGAUAUCGACCCAGAAGACUGCACCCGAUUCAGGCGAGCGAUGACCGUCGUAGGAGACUACGAACUGUGGAAAAUGGAAAAUAUCGAUAACAUUCAAGACACGAGGAAUGACGUCAAUUCCUUCUUCGCCGAUCUCAACAUAUUUCCCACCGCCGAAGAUUCGCUCACAGAUUAG